AUGUGUACUGCUGUCGGAGAGAUCUUCUCCGCAGCAGGAGCUGCCUUCACCAAGCUGGGGGAGUUAACCAUUCAGCUCCACCCAGUAUCAGACUCCAGCCCUGCAGGAGCCAAAUGGACGGAGACGGAGAUCGAGAUGCUGCGAUUGGCCGUGCGUCGCUUCGGAGACGAUCUCAACAACAUCAGCACCGUGAUCAAAGAGCGUACUGUAGCUCAGAUAAAGAGCACGGUGAAGAGGAAGCUGUACGAGGACAGCCGCGUGCCCAUUUCCUCCGAAUCGCCGAAGAAGACCGUGAAGAAGACCGCCAUGACGACGGCUCCGGCGCUCGCCGCGUCCGCCAUGAUCGCCGUGCCGACCUCGCAGGUUGUCGUGGCAACGGGCAUGCAGAACAGCCCCUCCUCUCUGGCCCCGCCCCUCAAGAAACAGAAGACUGCAGACGUGACUCUGAGCGCGCUCAACGACUCUGACGUGAACAGCGACCUCGUGGACAUCGAAGGACUCGGAGACGGAUCAUCCAACAAGAAGCUCAACUUUGACCAAGAGAGCCUGAACCUGGACUCCAGCCUCAUCAUGAACUCCAGUGACCUCCCGCUGCUGUCCCGCUGACCUCUGACCUCUCACCCGAGCAGCAGACACCAACCAACCUUCUUUUUAUUUUAAUUUUAUUUCCCUAAAGGCUCCGCUCUGCUGUUUACCCGACGCUCAUCUCUCCACAUUUUAGAUCAACACACACACACACACACACACACACACAUCUCUCUGCGUUGUGUUAAUUCUUUUGUUGUCAAAAAACUCAAUUUUUCAAAAAAUGAGAAAUAAUCCUUAUCUUUUUUUUUUUUCGUGCAGCAGAAUUAUGUUUUCAGCAGGGCUGCCCUCUACUAAAGAACUCCUUAGUCCACUAACACUUAUAGGAUUUUGUCGACUAAUCGAUUAGU
Molecule: messenger RNA, 935 nt
Organism: Perca flavescens (yellow perch)
Lineage: Eukaryota; Metazoa; Chordata; Actinopteri; Perciformes; Percidae
Gene: bacc1
Product: BPTF associated chromatin complex component 1
Exons: 6
Coding region: 1-606 (201 amino acids)
Cellular component (GO): NURF complex; MLL1 complex
Source: RefSeq, a predicted model, not a curated record